Molecule: messenger RNA, 3056 nt
Organism: Dryobates pubescens (Downy woodpecker)
Lineage: Eukaryota; Metazoa; Chordata; Aves; Piciformes; Picidae
Gene: PTP4A3
Product: protein tyrosine phosphatase 4A3
Exons: 5
Coding region: 285-806 (173 amino acids)
Biological process (GO): protein dephosphorylation; endothelial cell migration
Cellular component (GO): nucleus
Molecular function (GO): protein tyrosine/serine/threonine phosphatase activity
Source: RefSeq, a predicted model, not a curated record
UUUUUUUAAUUAUUAUUAUUAAUAUUUCCAUUAAUAUUAUUUUUCCCAUCUGGCUUUUCCCGCGGGGGGCUUGCGGUGUUUUGUGGAAGCCAGCGGACUGCCAGGAGCUGGGAUUAUUUGCACAACAUCUGUAUAUUGAGUUCUCGAGCCUGUUUCAUUUUCGGUUUUCAAGUGCAGAGGGGUUGUUGGGUUUGGUGUUUUCCUCACCUUCACAUCACGGUUUUUCGUGGGGGUUCUUUUUCCCCUCCGCUGUCAGCACCACAUCGCCCUCCUCCCAUCCCAUCAUGGCCCGGAUGAACCGCCCCGCACCGGUGGAGGUCUGCUACAAAAACAUGAGGUUCCUCAUCACUCACAACCCCACCAAUGCCACGCUCAACACCUUCUUGGAGGAUCUGAAGAAGUAUGGUGCCACCACAGUUGUGCGAGUGUGUGAAGUGACCUAUGACAAGACCCCUCUGGAGAAAGAUGGCAUCACUGUCAUGGAUUGGCCAUUCGAUGAUGGAGCGCCUCCUCCUAGCAAGAUAGUGGAAGAUUGGCUCAACUUGUUGAAGACAAAGUUCUGCGAAGACCCCGGCUGCUGCGUGGCUGUGCACUGCGUAGCUGGUCUGGGACGCGCUCCUGUCCUCGUUGCACUGGCCUUGAUCGAGAGCGGCAUGAAAUACGAAGAUGCCAUCCAGUUCAUCCGACAGAAGCGCAGAGGAGCCAUCAACAGCAAGCAGCUGACGUACUUGGAAAAAUACCGACCAAAGCAGAGACUCCGAUUUAAGGACCCUCAUAACCACAAGAACAAAUGCUGCAUCAUGUAACCUCAAUGACCUCUUGCCAAAAUCCAUGCACACAGACACCCGAGCACUCGCACACAUCCCACCCCCUCACCUCCUCACCCAGCCCCAUGCACCCCGCACACCACCCCACUGCCAGGGCUGGGGCGGAGGGACAUGGAGCACCACCAGCAUGUUCCAGCACCCACAGCAUGGUCAUCUUGCUGAACCCCAAACAAAGCUGCUCUAUCCAGCUACGGCCCCGAGAAGGGGAGGCAGCACUGCCCUUUGACUCUUGAUGUUAGUAGGCAAUGAGCUCACGUGAUGGUUCUUCAUUGCCUUCCUCCUCCUCCCUUUCCUCUCCUGCUGCACUGAGAAGGAUGGGAACAGGGUGCUUGGCUUGGGGUGGUGCAGGUGGGGCUGUGCCAGCUGAGAAGGGAUGAGGAGCAGGAGGCCAGAGCACUUCCAGAAAAACCCACCUCUUCCCUCUAAAUAAGGGCUGCAGCAGUGGGGACAGAGGUGAGGAUGGUACAAUGGCCUCUAGGAGAAAAUGGUGGUAGCAGGAAGGGCUCAUAGCUUGGUUCUGGCCUUGUGGUCACAUGAAGGGCUGAGCCCCCCACACCAUGCCCUUUCUCCUGGCUCCCCUGUCACCUCACCACCUCCCUGUUGCUGUGAUGCUGGCCAAGACACUGCAGAUGGGGUUCAUUUGGGGCUUGCUGCAGCAAAACCAGGGGUGCUGGGAAACUCGAGUACCUUGGUGGGGCUUUGAGACACCCAACUUUGCCAGGUAUGCAGGGUCAGCACUGGGGCCCCCAAAGUGUGGGAUGGUCUUAUUUAUAGCUUCCAAAUUCAAUGCAUAGGGUGCUGGGUUCUCUCCUGUUGUGUCCCCGACACUGAGAUGUGGCACAAACCCCAGUUCUAGCUGCAAGCCCUGGGGAUGCAUUGUGAAUCUCAGAGCAGGUCCAUGUCCUUCACCACUGCAUUUGCUGGUUGAGGGGCUGGGCUGCAGCAUUCCUGGGGGAUUUUGAGUGCUCCUGGCAAGAGCACAUCACCAAAUUUUGCACCGGCCUUCCCCACAUCUGUAACACAGAGCCUGGCCCCCCAAACCCCCCCAACCCGUGCCCUGGUGGGUUGGACUUAGAGCUGCCCCUGGGCCAAGACAUUGAACAUCUCUCAACUUUCUGCCUUUGAAUGCUUGCAGCAGCUGGAGCGGUGGGCACGUAGGGGGCAUGGGGGUGUUUCUUCUUUUGAUGAGGAUAAGAAGAAAUUUGCUAAUUAAAGGAAAAAAAAUGUAAAACAAUGUGUCUUCCGCACCUGCUCUGGCCUUUCUUUAUCCCAUCACUGCCCUGGGAGCCCACCCAGGGCACCCCAGCCUGAUCCCUGGCACCGGCUCGCAGCCCGCUGCCAUCCGCUGUUACCAAGGCAUGUAUGUGGCCAAAGAGAUGCUCCAGGUAUCCUUUUCGGCUCACUGCUGUUCACCUCCCUCAGCUGCAGAGGAUUGCUGUUGUUGGGGCAAGGAGGGCUAGUCAUCCAGCAUCUUGUGGCUUUAGGCUGCCCAGCUUGAGCCUUCACUGCCCUGUGUUGGGUAUCUUCAAAGGUUUGUGUGCCUUCUGAAACAUAGACUAUCCAGAGACAUUUGCUUCAAAGGGUUCAUCUCUUGGAUGAGGGGUAAGGAAUGCUGGCUAGGCACCUGCAAUAUCUGUUGAAGGGUAGGGGACAGCUUCAUGCCACCGCAUACAGGCAGAGGAGAAGUUUGAAGCUGUUUCCAGUGCCACUUCUCUCCUGAUGGGAGCCAGCCCUACUGCACAACAGGUAUGGCCAUCUCAUGGGACAGACUGUGGUGCCAAGUGACACGGGGACCCUCCACACAUGGCUCCAAAGUUGUCAGACCUCACACCUUGGGUCCAUCCAAUCCUCCAGGUUGUGGGACAGCUCUCAGCCCCUUGAGUUCCUCCUGCCCUAUUCCAGGCUGUUGAUUCCUACAGCUCAUGAGGAUGGCAGCAGUGGUUGAAGGAUCUCCAUUGGCUGAGAACAGUGAGAAACUGAGCUCCUAAAAAGGCCUGAUCCUAUAUUGCAGCAGUCCCACCGGGCAGGUCGACAUCCUGCUGCUAAAAGAAGUCCUGCUUUGUCCUCAGCAGCAGUAGGAGGUGGUUCAGCAUUGCAAGAGAGACAGCCCCAAUCCCUCCUAGACAAGAGAUCCCAUGUGCUCCCUGAUCACAACAGGCUGUGCCAUGUUUAGGAUAAAGCAGUGGGAACUGUUGCUUUGCAAGCUUUGGAAAUUUUCUGCCCUGGAAA